GGUUGCUGGCAGUAACUUCCUUCAUGAGAUGCUGGACGUAACGGCUUUGCUGAUAGCGGUCUUUGUGAUCGCAGUCUCUGCGAGCAUCAUCUCCAGGAAACUGUUCUGGAGAGAGUUCGAGAAGCUUCCUGGUCUCGUACCUCUGCCCUUCAUUGGGUCUGCCUACGUAGCAUUCUUCGUUAAGCGUGAAGAUCGAGUGCGCAAAUUUGAUGAGUUGGCCGCAAAGCUCGGGCCAAUCUUCCGAGCGUGGGUUGGACCAUACCCAGUGGUAAUGAUCCAAAAACCGGAACACAUGGAGAAAGUAUUGUGCAGCAGCGAAUUAAUAGACAAGGCCGCAGUCUACUCCUUCCUGUACCCUUGGCUGGGGGAAGGUCUCCUCACCAGCUCAGGUUCCAAAUGGCAUAUGCAUCGGAAAAUGAUUACACCUGCUUUCCACUUCCGCAUUUUAGACAACUUCGUCGAUAUAUUUGCAGAAAAUGGGAAGGUUCUAGUAGAGAAACUUAAACCUAAAGCUGAUGGGAAAACGUUUGACAUAUACCCAUUUAUUACAAGCUGUGCGCUGGACAUCAUAUGUGAAACAGCAAUGGGAACAUCAGUCAACGCUCAGCAUGAGACACAAUCAGCUUAUGUUAACGCCAUUUACAGGAUCAGCGCACUAACCAUAGAAAGAAUGCUUAAUCCAUGGUUGUACCCUGAGUUCAUCUUUAAAAGGAGCCGAACAGGAAAAGAGUUCUACAACCAGCUGCAUGUCUUACAUGGUUUUACAAAGAAGGUGAUAAGUGAAAGGAAAGCAGUCCGUAAAACGAAUGGAGGCCAAGUCAAGGAAGCACAGGAGGACGACGUAAGCAGUAAGCGGCGUGUUGCUUUCCUCGACAUGCUACUGGAAGCUUCUGAGGACGGCCAUAAGCUCAACGACCAGGAGCUGCAGGAGGAAGUGGACACCUUCAUGUUUGAGGGCCACGACACGACGUCUGUUGGCAUGUUGUGGGUUUUGGUACUGCUCGGACAUCACCCCGGUAUCCAGGAGAAAGUCUUCGCUGAGCUGGAUGAUAUAUUUCGAGACGAUCCCAACAGACGUCCAACUACACAUGAUCUGAACAACAUGAAGUACCUCGAGAUGGUCAUAAAGGAAGCCCUGAGGCUAUAUCCUAGUGUGCCUGGUAUCGGUCGCCGAGCGACGAAGGAAGUGGAAAUUGGUGGUUACAAAAUUCCUGAGGGUUGCACGAUAACCCUCAACAUCCGAAACACUCAUCGCGACCCCGACUACUGGCCGGACCCUGAUCGCUUCGACCCGGACAACUUCCUGCAGGAGAGGGUGCAGGGCAGGCACCCCUUCGCGUACGUGCCCUUCAGCGCGGGGCCCCGAAACUGCAUAGGCCAGAAGUUCGCCAUCCUGGAGGAGAAGGCGGUGCUGUCGUACGUGCUGCGAAACUUCCGCGUGGAGACGGUGGACAGGCUGGAGGAUCUGAAACUGAAUGGCGAGUUUCUCCUGAGGCCAAUGAACGCCGUCAACUUCAGGCUGUGGCCGCGGUAGCGCAACGUCUGUUGUGGCGCUUCUAGCUGUCUCCUGUACAAUUCGCCGACGGUGCUUCACGUUCUCACU
Messenger RNA from Schistocerca serialis cubense, 1603 nucleotides. RefSeq names its product cytochrome P450 4C1-like. The transcript has 12 exons. Lineage: Eukaryota; Metazoa; Arthropoda; Insecta; Orthoptera; Acrididae. Gene Ontology annotation, molecular function: oxidoreductase activity, acting on paired donors, with incorporation or reduction of molecular oxygen; heme binding; iron ion binding. Bases 29 to 1534 code for a protein of 501 amino acids. The record is from RefSeq and is a predicted model, not a curated record.